Messenger RNA from Lingula anatina, 366 nucleotides. RefSeq lists its product as uncharacterized. The record is from RefSeq and is a predicted model, not a curated record. Gene Ontology annotation, molecular function: death domain binding; protease binding. Gene Ontology annotation, biological process: regulation of apoptotic process. Lineage: Eukaryota; Metazoa; Brachiopoda; Lingulata; Lingulida; Lingulidae.
ACCUUUGAUGUGGACAACACGAGAUGGCAUCUGCCGCGGGAAUCCACAGUUUAUUAACGAUACGGCUUAAGAAUGAAAUAACUGAAGAUCAGUUAAAGCUAAUAAAGCAUUGCUUUACCAGAAAAAUUGGAGCCGGGAGAAUAGAGAAUAUGGACACAUUAGAUCUUCUCAAUGAACUUAACAAUCGAAUGAUAAUAUCUGAAGGAAAAUACUACAAACUCAGGAAGGUUUUCAAAAAGGUUGGACUCGAGAAAUUAAAUAGACAGCUGGAUAAGGCGGAAAAGAGGAUACAAGAAAUAAAAAGUGGCAAAGCCAAUGGCAAAAACGAGGUCAAGGAAGAUCUGUCCAGCUCCGAGUCUGAUGAGG